Octopus sinensis (East Asian common octopus) is the source of this 787-nucleotide messenger RNA. Its product is annotated as sarcoplasmic calcium-binding protein-like. Gene Ontology annotation, molecular function: calcium ion binding. The transcript has a single exon. The coding region runs from base 91 to 717 and encodes 208 amino acids. The record is from RefSeq and is a predicted model, not a curated record. Lineage: Eukaryota; Metazoa; Mollusca; Cephalopoda; Octopoda; Octopodidae.
GAGAAAUGUAAACAUUUGAUCAGGAUUCUUUCAUACAGGUCACUACACAUUUGUUUCUCCUUGUUCAGUGACAACAAAAAGUUUUACAUAAUGUCACAUUUAGAAGAGAUUUCAACUGAUAAAAUCCACUUUUCUGACUUUGUGAAAGAGAAAAUAAGAGUAUGGUUUAAAAUGAUGGAUACUACAAAAGAUGGAUUCAUGGCUAAAGAAGACUUUGAACUUAUAGCUAAUCGCUUUGCAGUGCAGUACAAUUUGGAUGAGGACAGAGCAAAAGAAAUUUAUGGGUGGCUUGUUGAUGGGUUUAAAAAGGUUGACAAUGAACACAGUGGUGAUGUUAUGCCAUUGGUGACACAAAUGGCUGAAGCAAUUAAAAAUGGUGCCAAAAUCUCUGAGGAUGAGUAUAUUGGUGCAAUUGGACAACUUAUGACAGUUGAUCCACUUAUGGCUCGGAACAGCCUGAAAUCUGCUGUAACAUUAUUUUUCCAAAUAUUUGACUUUGACAAAGAUGGCUUUAUAACGUGUGAUGAACUCGAAAAGGGAUUGGCUUGUUUUGGAUAUGGCAACAAGGAGGUAAUUGACAAAGUUUUUGAAUGCAUGGUGAAAGAUCAUGUGGGUAAAAUGAGCCAGGAUGAAUAUGUAAAUGCAUGGCUAGAUUUUAUAUUUGGAGAAGAUAAAGACAACCCAUUUGUGAAGUAUUUUGCUCCACAUUUGCUUUAAAAAGAGAUAUAUACAAGGAAGGGAGCUUAAGAACUGAUGGAAUGUGAGAAUUAUUUAAACAGAAGAGAAA